Messenger RNA from Cucumis sativus (cucumber), 1450 nucleotides. RefSeq lists its product as uncharacterized. The coding region runs from base 252 to 977 and encodes 241 amino acids. The record is from RefSeq and is a predicted model, not a curated record. The transcript has 5 exons. Lineage: Eukaryota; Viridiplantae; Streptophyta; Magnoliopsida; Cucurbitales; Cucurbitaceae.
AAAAGGGAAAAAGGAAAGAAGAGAGAGAGAAAAAAAAAGAGAAAAUGUAGAGAGAGAGAGUAAUGGAAUUUUGUAGAGAGUAGAUGAGGAAGUAAUGAACGUGACCAUCCACUUCCAAACCCCCCCCAUGGCCCCAUCUAUAUAAACCUCCUCCUUUCCCCAUUCCCCACUUUCUUCUCCUUCCGCCACCAAAUCCCAUUUCCCUCUCUCUCUCUCUUUCUACUUUCUCUCUCAUCACCACCGAUUUCACCAUGUCUGACCUUGAAUGGGUCGACGUUGCUCUCUCCGAUGACUCUCUCGUCGUCGACUUACUUCUUCGCCUCAACCGUCCUCCCUCUCCCCCACUCCCUCUCGACUGGUCUGUUCGUCAGCCUCGUUCCAAGCAGAUUCUUCCUCGCCACACCUCCGAUUCCGCUGCCAGAGCCAGUCCCACCACUCCCCUCACUUGGAGCAGCAGCGGCGGCGGCGGUGGCGGCGGCGGAUUCGUCGACGCAUCCGACGCCGCAAGAUCUAAGAUUGCUGGUAAGAGUGAAGUGGUUGCAACAAUGAAGAGGCCAAGAAAGAAAAAAACAUUAGGAGAACUUAAAGAGGAGGAAGUUUUGCUAUUAAAGGAAAGGAGAAGCUUGAAAGAUGCCUUGGCUACCUUGAGGCUUUCCGUGGAAAAACAAAGGGCUAUGAAUGGAAGCUUGAAGAAAAUGAAGCUUGAUCUCGAAUCGCAGCAAGCGACCAAAAUGGUUGUAACAUCUGCUGUUCUGGGGGAAGCAAAUUCCAACCAAUCACAACAACUGCAGACGCCACCCAGAUCAAUGUGCAGCACAACGCCCAUUGGAGCCGACGCUUCUUACCAAUUAACAAUGCCAAAUGUUUCUUGCAAACUACAAGAGAUUGCAACUUUAGGGACCGUUCGUUUAUUACCCGAUCUUAAUUUGCCUUUUCAGGAGGAUUCUAGCACCGAGGCCCUGUACCGAAUGAGCUAGGCAGAUUCAACAGAUUGAGCAUAUAUUAAGCUUCCUUAACCGAGAGACAAAAAUUGACAACGUGGACGAGGAGAGGGCAUUUGCUUCUUAAUAAGAUGUUCCUAAAUCCUAACCCUGCCAUAGGCUUCAGUUACUUGUAACUGUAAUUAACAAAACCAAUUUUCUCAGCUGCAUAUUCAUAUAACAUCCUUUUUUUCCCUUUCCAUAGUACCAAAAAAAAAAAAAAAAUCGAGAAGAGAACCACGUCGAGACCCCUGAAAAACCCUUUAGCUCUUUAGUUAUAUUAUUCAUUCCACAGGUUUCUGCAUAUGCUUAUAUUCUUUGGAGCCAGACCCUCUCCCUCUCCGUCAUCUCAGACACAAAAGAGAUUGAUUGCAAACACUGUAAUUAUUAUUAUUAGAUAAAAAGCAAACAAGAUUCUGUGUUCUCUACAUCUAAUUUUUAAUGAUAGAAUUGCUAUGUCAUUUCUUCAA